This is a messenger RNA of Cyclopterus lumpus (lumpfish), 3176 nucleotides long. Its product is annotated as zinc finger protein 420-like. Gene Ontology annotation, biological process: regulation of transcription by RNA polymerase II. NCBI's taxonomy places the organism in Eukaryota, Metazoa, Chordata, Actinopteri, Perciformes, Cyclopteridae. The record is from RefSeq and is a predicted model, not a curated record. The transcript is spliced from 6 exons. Gene Ontology annotation, molecular function: RNA polymerase II cis-regulatory region sequence-specific DNA binding; DNA-binding transcription factor activity. Bases 48 to 2726 code for a protein of 892 amino acids.
AGAAGAAUGAUUAUUAUUAUUAGAAGAAGAACUCGGAGUUGAAGAAGAUGGCAGAGAGCGGCUCGAGACCCAGUCCGGCAGAGAGCGGCUCGAGACCCAGUCCGGCAGAGAGCGGCUCGAGACCCAGUCCGGCAGAGAGCGGCUGUGCUCUCACGAAGGUCUCCUCUAAGGACCCGGGUAAGAGGAUCAACAUCGGGUCCGCGUUCCCGAGGUGGAGAGCCCUGCGAGCGGCCACGGGGCUCCAGCUGGACUCGGAGCUGGCUCUGCUGCUGCUGGAUGCCUAUGAAAAGGGUCCUCGGAUGGGAGCGAGGCCUCCUGUGGUCCCAGCGUCGAGUCGUCCGGGAGCCGCUCUGGACGCGAGACCCAAGAUGGCCGACGAGACAUCUCACGGCGUUUCGGAGAAGCUCGGAGCUGAAGCGAUGCAGCUUCCUGCAGAGCUUCACAAAGUCCUGACCGAGGAGGACAUCGUUGGUUCUCGUGCGUCCGUCGUCUACGAGGAGAGCCUCCGUCAGCUGGCCACGCUGCUCCACCUGCCAGUGAAGCGGUGUCGCUACCGGAUGUCCACCGGACUGAUGUGCUUCGGCCUCCCCCCCUUCGAGUGUCUCAUCCAACAGAGGUGUACCGCCUUUGUUGUUGAAUGGGUUUGUCCCCGUGGUCACGUUGUCUGGAGUUGGACCUCACAGCCGACCUUCAAGUUCGGGAUGCUGGCCGGCGACUUCAUGCUCGGGACGAACAUCCUGUUGAGCGGGAACAACUACAGUAAAGUGGCCCUCCUGUUCCGCUUCAUGAACAUGGGGGUCCUCAGUCCAGCCACCUUCUCCAAGAUCCAGGACACCUACUGUGUGGACACCAUCCGGGAGUUCUGGAUGGAGAGGAGGUCUCGGGGCGUUCAGUGGCUGCAGGGCAAAGAUGUGGUGGUCGUAGGAGGCGGAAGGAGCGACUCGGCAGUUUUACAUUCAGAUGUACGAAAAGUGAUCGUUGUUAAAGAAGAGCAGCAGGACUGGAGCUUCAGUCUGGACCAGGAGGACCCAGACCCCCCACACAUUAAAGAGGACCAGGAGGACCCAGACCCCCCACACAUUAAAGAGGACCAGGAGGACCCAGACCCCCCACACAUUAAAGGGGACCAGGAGGACCCAGACCCCCCACACAUUAAAGGGGACCAGGAGGACCCAGAGCCCCCACACAUUAAAGAGGACCAGGAGGACCCAGAGCCCCCACACAUUAAAGAGGACCAGGAGGACCUAGAGCCCCCACACAUUAAAGGGGACCAGGAGGAACUCUGGACCAGUCAGGAGGGAGAGCAGCUUCAAGGUCUGGAGGAGGCUGGUAUCAGGUUCUCAUUCACUGCUGUGAAGAGUGAAGAUGAUGAAGAGGAAGCUCAGUCCUCUCAUCUUCAUCAAAGACUAACUGAACACAUGGAAACAGAAGCUGAUGGAGAGGACUGUGGAGGACCAGAACUAGACAGGAACCCAGAUCCAGAUAGACCUUUACAACUAGCCAUUAUUGACAAAGUUUCACAAAGUAACAAACAAGAAACUGAUGAUGAUGAUGAUGAUGGCGACUGGAAGGAGACCAGCAAACCUCAGUCAGGUUUAAACUCUCUGAACAAUGAUGACAUUUCAGUCAGUAACUCAAGGUGUAGAGCUGGAGAGAAACCUUUUGGCUGCUCUGAGUGUGGGAAAAGAUUUGGAACCAAGACGUAUUUAAAGAUUCAUGUGAGAACUCAUACUGGGGAGAAACCGUUCAGCUGCUUGUCGUGUGGUAAAGGAUUCACGCGGAAGGUGUUGUUGCAGUUACACAUUAAAUCUCACACGGGAGAGAAACCAUUCAACUGCUCAGUUUGUGGUAAAGGUUUCACACAAGCAGGAAGUCUGACACGCCACAUGCCACUCCACACGGGGGAGAAAAGAUUCAGCUGCAGUGUUUGUAAAAGAAGAUUCACCUGGUACACCAGCCUCAAAACACACAGAUGUGUCGGUCAUCGGUCCUCACAGCUUCAUCACACUGAGGAGAACCGAGAGGCAGAACCUCCAGCCAGCAGCUCAACUGAACACAUGGAAACAGAAGCUGAUGGAGAGGACUGUGGAGGACCAGAACCAGACAGGAACUCAGAUCCUGAGAGACAUCCAGAACCAGAUGCUGUUGUCAAGACUGGAGACUCUUCAGAGACUGAUGACAGUGAUGAUGAGUGGAAGAAGACCAGAGAAUCUCAGUCAGGUUCAAACUCUCCGAAUGAGUCUGUCAGCGACUCCAGAUGUGGUACUUGUGAGAAACCAUUUAGCUGCUCUCACUGUGGGAAAAGAUUUGGCUUCAAGGCACAUCUGAAGAGACACAUGAGAUCUCAUACAGGAGAGAAACCAUUCAGCUGCUUAUUCUGUAAGAAAUCGUUUGCACAAAGUGAUAGUCUCCAGAAACACAUGAGAAUCCACACAGGAGAGAAACCAUACAGCUGCUCACUGUGCGGUAAAGCUUUCAGUGAAAAUGGAAAUCUGAAAGUACACAUGAGAUCUCACACAGGAGAGAAACCCUUCAGCUGCUCAGUUUGUAAUAAAUCUUUCACAAAGAGUGAUAGUUUACAGAAACACAUGAGGAUCCACACUGGAGAGAAACCAUUCAGCUGUUCUGUGUGUGGGAAAUCCUUCAGUGAAAGUGGAAAUCUGAAGAGACACAUGCGACUCCACACACAGAAACCUUCCAGCUUCAGUACUUGUGAAGGAAGAUGAAUAUUCACUUGGUUUUAUCAGCCCAGAAACGUUCAGUCUGUUCGUCGUCGGCUUAGAUCCAACGAGAUGUCUAGAACCUGGUCCUCAUGACAAGUCUGCAGACUCUUCUGAUGCCUGGAAGAAAACCAGAGAUACUAUCGACUUCCUGUUAGUGACACAACAGGAAGCAAUGGACCAGAAUGAGGUUUAAACCAGAAGUCCUGUUUGAAAAAACACAUGAAUCUGUAUAUUUACAUUAAAUGGAGAAUCAGAAGAAUUGAACAUUAAAAACUAUGACGUAUAAAAUAUUUUUCUUUCAAAAGAUAUUUCAUUUUAAUGCAUUUCCUACUGACGCUAUUUAAAAAUGGACAUUUUAAUUAAAUGAGAAAAGUUUUUGUAUUAGAACUCUGUUUCAUGAAUGACAGACAAACAUUGUGAUUGUUGUAUUUUCAUUAAAGGAAUUACAUUUUA